ACCUGUCAACACCUUCACCUGUCAACACCAACUAAUAGAAUCUACACUUUCCUGGUCUAUUUAUGUCACUUCUAUGUUACUUUUGAAUUGGUGAACUCCUUGGGUCACCAUCAGAGGGAGGGAGGCAGGGCGGGGGGGUCAAUCACUCCUUCAAUCACCUGUCAACGCCAACUAAUAGAAUCUAUACUUUCAAGGUCUAUUUAUUUCACUGCUGUGUUACUUUUGAAUUGGUGAACUCCUUGGGUCACCAGCAGAGGGAGGAAGGGGGGCGUGGGGGGUCAAACACUCCUUCGGUCACCUGUCAACAUCCACUGAUAAGAAAUCGUUUUCCCGCCUUCACCUUUACGUCACUGUCAUGGUGCUAAUAGUGAAAAUAAUAAGCGAAAUUAGUGUUUUUCUUCGUUUUCUGUUAUUCGUAACCCUUAAAACUGCUUCCACCUCCGUAAAUCGAUGAAUAAUAACGAUAAUAAGUGCAACAAUAAACGAUCAAUCAAAUUAUCGUACUCACAAGAUCGUUUUUUCCAAUUUCUCGCCCGUAACUUUCGCAAAAAUCAUCCGUAAUUAGCGAUUUUAAUGAUGACUAUAAAUAAAUCUCGUUAUCGAGGUGUGGGUGACAUUUUGAGUUGGAUAUCAGCAGUGAAGAAAGUAACCAUAUAUAUUGUUUGGUAGGGUUUACUGAUAUAUUUAGACUCUUAUGUGUAUUCUUUGCAGCUUUUAUAAUUAUGUCUAUACUUUCUAGGUUAAAACAUGCAUGGGUACUUGGAGCUUUUUGGGGGUGACUAUAGAUUUUUUUUUUGUUUGGUAGGUUUUAUUCAUAUAUUGAGGCUUUUAUGGGUAUGUUUUGCAGGUUUUACAAUAGAUCUAUACAUUUUUCUGGGUUAAUAAUGUAUAACUUCCAAAUAAACAAUAAAAUCAACCAAUCAAGAAAUACAAGCUGCUGCGUACGACUAUCCGGCAAUAUUAUGGGAGUCAGCUCGCAGAUGAAACAUAGCUCGCAGAGAGGUCCAACUUCCUUAUAUUUUUAUUCAUAUUUAACUCACCACUAUCAUUUAUCUGUCCUAUUUUGGCCCCAAUACAUGGAAAAAACACCAGAGUAACACUUUUAAUCAAGAUAAGGUUUUAUAACAACCGAACAGGGCAGAUUUUAGACAGAAUUACUCCCCACUCAGUUCUUGCUGGUUUGGUCUACUGGUCUGGUGUGUUGCUUUCUUGCAGGCACUAUCAAACAUCACAAUUGGACAAAAUAUAACAAAAUCCUAAAUUAAUAUGUUUUUUCUGCCGUAUAUUCCUCGGUACCCUCGCGUGGUGGAGAGCAGAGCGACUUAUUUCCGCGGUGACUUAUUUCUCGUAACAGAACUUCCCGCCAGAAUCAAUCAGCUGACGGCCACUUUGGUUCCCUUGUGGUGUGUCCGUGCUCAAGAGUCCUUUUAGAGUCCUAUUAAGGAUGGCAGGACUGCUGGAGUGCUGCAAGGAGUGUUUCGGGACUCAGGAUCUUUACGAGGUCCUGCAGGUCACGAGGAAGGCCACGGAGAAUGAGUUGAAGAAGGCCUACCACAAGGUGUCCCUGCGUGUUCACCCCGACCGUGUGAGUGAGGCGGAGAAGCAGGGAGCCACACGCAAGUUCCAGACCCUUGGGAAGGUGUACUGCAUCCUCUCCGACCAGGACAAGCGGGCGGUGUAUGAUGAAACAGGCGAGGUGGACGAGGAGAACGUGAUCCCAGAGGACCGAGAUUGGGACCAGUACUGGCGUCUCCUCUUCAAGAAGAUAACAGUGGAGGACAUCAAGAACUUCGAGGACAAGUACAAAGGGUCUGAGGAGGAGCUGAGUGACCUAAAACAAGCAUACGUGGACGGCCAGGGCAGCAUGGACUACAUACUGGAGAACGUGCUGUGCGCCACCAUUGACGACGAACCCAGAUUUGUGAAGAUCAUUGAGAAGUGGAUCAGGAAGGACGAGGUGCCAAGGCUUGACAACUUCACCAAAGACUCCAAGAGGAAGAAGGACAGCAGGAAGCGCAAGGCCGCGGCAGAGGCAGUGGAGGCGGAGGAGCUGAAGAAGGAGCUGGGCCUCAACGACACCGUGGACAGCCUGCAGAGCCUCAUCCUGCAGCGGGGGAAGAAGCGCGCCGGCGAGAUGGACUCCUUCCUCGACUCCCUGGCGGCCAAGUAUGGGGGCGCCGGCGGGGGAGGGAGGAAGAAGGGCGGCAAGAGGGCUGGGAAGUGAAGGUGACAAUGAUGCUAUUGGUGGUGGUGGUUAGGGAUGUACCGAUACCAAAAUUUUGACCCAUACCGAUACCCCAAUAUUUGACCAAUACCUGUGCAUUAAUUUUUUAUACAACAAUUCCAGCAGCUAAAAGGCAAUAUUAAAUGUUAAGAAAAAAAAAACUACUCGUUGUUCCACCAUAGAAGGGAAGAAAAAAAGAUAACCAUUGGUGGCCUGCAAAAAGGUGUCCAUAGAUCCACAGCCAGACGUGCUGACCACUGCACCGCGGAAGCGCAUAUUAACCCUAUACGGUGCAGUGAGGCAGCAGUGCAUGGUUAACCCAAGUGUUGACACCCACCCCCAUGAGUUUCAACAAGGGGCGAGGGAGGAGGCGCCUCGUGAGGUCUAGUUGACUCAGCAAGGUUAGCUUUACCUUAAUUGCCGUACAUUUAGGCAGCCCUGGCAGCGUGCCCCGUUGUGGGGCGACCGUCUGACUGACUGAGGCAGGCAGAUGAGGCGAGUGAAGGGGUUCCGCCAAUCCCGCGCCGAAGCUACUAAACCUGUAUUGUACGUGUCCGCGGUACCAAAGGCUAUACUGUAUACCAAGUAUUAUAUACUACUUGUAUUCAAAGUAAUAUGAAUCUUAUCGUUUAAAGUGAUGAAAAUUAAAUCGCGGGAAAUUCCAAACUACGUAGUAUCAUUAUACUGGAUAAUUACACUUUUCUAAUAUUUUUUCAACAAAUUAGAAAAUCCAAUUUCUGUUGAACAAAAUUAUUUGCAACGAGUGACAUGCCACGUACAAAACUCCUUCAAGUAUCGGUAGUAUUGGCAGAAAAUCAGCCGAUACCGAUACUCUUAAUGUGCCAAUACCACCGAUACAUCGGUACAUCCCUAAUGGUGGUGGUGAUGGAUUUAUUAUUUUAUUUAUUUUUUAUUUUUUUAUUUUUUAUUUUUCCAAUAAAGGAAACGGCUCAAGGGCAACAAAAAGAACGUAGAAAGAAAAAGCCCGCUACUCACCGCUCCCACAAGAAGGAGGAGCCUGGUGUGUGUGUGUGUGUGUGUGUGUUCAUACAUCAUACAAAUAUAACAAGCUUUCCCGCCACACUGUACAGCCAGUCACUCUGCUUGACACAUGAACUUUUUGGUGCUUCUAAUUAGCCAAACCCACACACUUCUGUUCACAAGACUUUCUAAAUGUUUCAGUAGCAUCUUCUGUGCUGUGCUCUCCUCAACCUCCUGAGAGCAUUGGCCCUUAGCUUCCUUGUGAGGACUUUCCCAGUAGCACAGUAAGAGUGCUGUGGAUGCUGCAGACAAAAAUUGAAGUGAACAAAUAUUUGGUCAUGUUUUCAAAGUGUUCUGCCACACAAUAUUUUUUUGGAAAACUUUACUUACUGCUUUGAAAAUGUCACUUACAAAAAUGUUAGCAUUAUAUUUCCCAAGGUGAUGACAUGACUUGAAUGCCUCCUGGGGGUCCUUCAAAGUCUAGGAUGAUCUAUUGAAGGUCAUUAAAUAAGUCCUUUUUCCAAACUUGAACUAUUUAUAAAAACAUUUUUUUGACUAAAGCAAAGAAUGUAGCCAUCAAAGAGAAUUCUCUGUCUUGGGAACAACAGUACAGUUGGUGACAGUUUUGGAUUUGUUUACAAAGCCGUUGUCUUCGUGGCUCCUUAUCAUGCGAAAAUGUCACUUACAAAACUUUUACUGCUAUAUUUCCCAAGGUGAUCACAUGCAUGGUUCAGCAGUGCUUGGCUCUUAUACCCGCUGGCCAUUCCCAGACUCUCACACUUGAAGGAAAGGCUUCGUGAAUGUAGAUAUGGAGACUGCAAAUGGCUAAAUACACUGUCCAGCGGUGUGUUGGGGCUUGAAUACUUUCCAGAGAUGAGACGGUGGGGAAGGAAAGUCCUUGCUGCUGUCUCAAGUAGUUUAUCUGUAAUGAAGUCAUUCAUUUUACCUUGAUUAUUCCUGGAAUACCUCCUGGGGGUGCUUGAAGGUCCUGGAUGACCUAUUGAAGGUCAUUAAAUAAGUCCUUUUUCCAAACUUGAACUAUUUAUAAAAACAUUUUUUUGACUAAAGCAAAGAAGGUAGCCAUCAAAGAGAAUUCUCUGUCUUGGAAACAACAGUACAGUUGGUGACAGUUUUGGAUUUGUUUACAAAGCAGUUGUCUUCAUGAAUCCCUUUUGUCAUACGAUCCUUGAAAGAAAUUGCAUUUUCCCUUGACUUGGACAUAUGUAAAGAAAGUCCUCAACAGUUCUCAGGAGUACUCCAUUAUCCCCUGUGAUCAAGUCUUGUGGAAACAGUGACGUCAUCUUGGAGAAAUAAAACUCACAAAGGCUGUAGCCAUCAAAGAGAAUUCUCUGUCCAUGGGAACUACAGUUGGUGACAGUUUUGGCUUUGUUUCUUGAUGGCUCCCUCUUAUCAUGUUCUUCAAACAUUCAAAGAAUUUUGAAUCACUCACAACAGAGUGCAGAAGCUUUUUCAUUGCAAAUAGAAUUUCUUGAGUUCUUCAAAGAAUUUUGAAUCACUCACAACAGAGUGCAGAAGCUUUUUCAUUGCAAAUAGAAUUUCUUGAGUUCUUCAAAGAAUUUUGAAUCACUCACAACAGAGUGCAGAAGCUUUUUCAUUGCAAAUAGAAUUUCUUGAGUUCUUCAAAGAAUUUUGAAUCGCUCACAGUUGAGUGCAGAAGCUUUUUCAUUACAAAUAUAAUUUCUUGAGUUCUUCAAAGAAUUCACUCACAGCAGGGUGCAGAAGCCUUUUCAUUGCAAAUAUAAUUUCUUGAGUUCUUCAGAGAAUUUUGAAUCACUCACAGAAGAGUGCAGAAGCUUUUUCAUUACAAAUAUAAUUUCUUGAGUUCUUCAAAGAAUUCACUCACAGCAGGGUGCAGAAGCUUUUUCAUUGCAAAUAUAAUUUCUUGAGUUCUUCAGAGAAUUUUGAAUCACUCACAGAAGAGUGCAGAAGCUUUUUCAUUACAAAUAUAAUUUCUUCAAAGAAUUCAAAGAAUUCACUCACAGCAGGGUGCAGAAGCUUUUUCAUUGCAAAUAUAAUUUCUUGAGUUCUUCAGAGAAUUUUGAAUCACUCACAGAAGAGUGCAGAAGCUUUUUCAUUACAAAUAUAAUUUCUUGAGUUCUUCAAAGAAUUUUGAAUCACUCACAACAGAGUGCAGAAGCUUUUUCAUUGCAAAUAUAAUUUCUUGAGUUCUUCAAAGAAUUUUGAAUCACUCACAGCAGGGUGCAGAAGCCUUUUCAUUGCAAAUAGAAUUUCUUGAGUUCUUCAAAGAAUUUUGAAUCACUCACAGAAGAGUGCAGAAGCUUUUCCAUGAAGUGAGCCCAAGGCAUCUUUUAACGUACUGGAGAGCUUCCUCAUUUACAGGGCAUUUGUCUAUUGCUCUACAAGUCCAGGUGGCCUUUUCAAGCCUUCUUCCAUGUUGGAGAGGCACCUGAGGAGCCACAUGCCAGCCUAUCACCAUCCAGGCUUUUAUCAGUAGCCAUGAAAAGAGUCCUCCAGUUUUUUGGGAAGUAGUUUUACCUUCCCUUGCACUAUCUGGCUGAGUAGGAAAUGGGUUGCUGUUUUUCUGUGACAAAGCACAAAAUGUGCCUUUCCUGAGAAAAAAAAUUGUUACCACCUCCAGAAAUUUUGGAGGUACUAAAAACAAAAGCUUUAAGGUGCAGUGAUGCUGAUCUUCAAAAUCCAAAUACAAGACUUUCUGAGCACAUAAGUUUCAUCUGCUUGCCUGCAUCCUUCAUUCCCAGGCUCACACACUGUCCAGCGGUGUGUUGGGACUUGAGUACUUUCCAGAGAUGAGACGGUGGGGAAGGAAAGUCCCUGCUGCUGUCUCAAGUAGUUUGUUUGUGAUGAAGUCAUUCAUUUUAACUUGAUUAUUCCUGGAAUACUUCCUGGGGGUGCUUGAAGGUCGUGGAUGAUCUAUAUAAGGUCAUUAAAUAAGUACUUUUUCCAAACUUGAACUAUUUAUAAAAACAUUUUUUUGACUAAAGCAAAGAAGGUAGCCAUCAAAGAGAAUUCUGUCUUGGGAACAACAGUACAGUUGGUGACAGUUUUGGAUUUGUUUACAAAGCAGUUAAAUUCUAGACACACUCUUUUCUGCUUGGCUGCAUCUCUGAAGCCACCUUAGUACUCUCAGAAAUUCUAGUAAAGUUUUAUCUAGUUUUUGUAGUAUGGUUUGCCUGAAAAUUUACAGUUUAUAGGUGAAAAAAAUAAGUGUGUGUGUGUGUGUGUGUGUGUGUGUGAUAGGGCUUAGUUCCGCACCUCUUAUCCUUUGACAUUUUUUUUUUUGUGUGUGUUUUUGUUUUUUUUGUUUUUUCUGUACACACACACACACACACAGACACACACACACAGGCUGUUUGUAUGUUUGUGGAGACGAUAUUUUUGCUCCUGACGCAUUAGAAUCUUUCAAGAAUCUUCCUGUUUGCAAGAAUGGCCGUUGUGUCUGUCCGUCUGUCUGUCUGUCCUGACCAACUCACGGCAUUCGCUUGUAAAACAUCUCUUGUUCUUGUUUAAUGUCUUUAUUUUCUCUUAUGUGAUGUGACGGUUGCUUACAAAAUACAUAUAUACUCCUGCUCUGUGAUGUUUGUCCUUUAGAUUAUUAUGUAUUAUAGGAAUGAGAUGAAUUUAAUAAAGUGAUCGAUAUUUUCUUUA
Molecule: messenger RNA, 6853 nt
Organism: Eriocheir sinensis (Chinese mitten crab)
Lineage: Eukaryota; Metazoa; Arthropoda; Malacostraca; Decapoda; Varunidae
Product: dnaJ homolog subfamily C member 9-like
Exons: 8
Coding region: 1445-2224 (259 amino acids)
Cellular component (GO): nucleus; cytoplasm
Molecular function (GO): heat shock protein binding
Source: RefSeq, a predicted model, not a curated record